Molecule: messenger RNA, 456 nt
Organism: Parnassius apollo (apollo)
Lineage: Eukaryota; Metazoa; Arthropoda; Insecta; Lepidoptera; Papilionidae
Source: the annotation of a GenBank genome assembly
AUGUUUAAUAAAACGAAAUCCUUAAAAGAAACCGUUGUGGAGAAACCUAAGAACAUUGAAAACCAACCAAUCAAUGGUGGCAAGGAAGCUACCACAAAACAUCAUACAUUAUCUGGCAACACAGUAAAUGCAAAAGGUUUAAAAACCCAUCAAAAUAAACCAAACGCUUCUAUUACAAAAUCAAUGAAUAGCAGGUUCAUCAAAGCUCCCAAAUUUGAUAAACGUAAUCCUAAUUUGCAGACGUCGAAAAUACCGCAAACCACCAAGAAGUCGUCGAGCGCCGAGAAUAUACUGAAGAAGAAUCCUUUGAGGAUCAGUCCCAGAAAAAACCUAACAAAAUUCAACACAAUGUCAUCUCUAAACAGCAGCAUCUGGAGCAGUCGGAGCAGUACAAGAAUAGUUAACACGAAUAUACCAAGAUUAGUGAAGAAGCCCAUAUCGAAGACAAAGUCAUAA